AGGCGGCCCCGCGGUUCACCUGCUGUUUUGCGACAAAGUGAAACCGGUGCGGGCGGCAGCCUCCGAGCGUGCUUUCGCGGCGGGCCGUGGAGAGCGUGGUUAACCGGAGACCUGAGCGCCCGCGCGGGGCCGGGCCGGCUGGGCGGGGCUGGGGGCAUCCGAGGGAGGCCGUCCAGGGGAGGGUCCUGGGGGAGGGUCCUGGGGGCGGGCCCGGGGCGGGGCCUGUGGGCGGGCCCCGGGGGCGGGCCGGGCCGGGCCGGGAGCGGAGUCGGGGCUAUGGCAGCGCCCGCGGACCCGCGGCGGCUGUGCCGGCUGGUGCAGGAAGGUCGGCUGUGCACCCUGCGGGAGGAGCUGCGGACGGCGGGGCGCGCCGGCUGCGCGGGGCCGUCCGGGGACACUCUCCUGCACUGCGCCGCGCGCCACGGCCGCCGGGACAUUCUGGCCUAUCUGGUCGAGGCCUGGGGCCUGGACCUCGAGGCCGCCAACCGAGACUACAAGCGGCCGCUGCACGAGGCCGCCGGCAUGGGCCACCGGGACUGCCUGCGGUACCUGCUGGGCCGAGGCGCCGCGGUGGACUGCCUGAAGAAGGGUGACUGGACUCCUCUGAUGAUGGCUUGCACAAGGAGGAAUCUCGAGGUGGUCCAGGACCUCGUGGAGCACGGCGCCAAUCCACUGCUGAAGAACAAAGAUGGCUGGAACAGUUUCCACAUUGCCAGCCGAGAAGGCGACCCUCUGAUCCUUCAGUACCUGCUCGCUGUUUGCCCCACCGCCUGGAAGACAGAGAGCAAGAUUGGGAGAACCCCACUGCACACGGCAGCAAUGCACGGCUGUUUAGAGGCAGUAGAGGUGCUCCUUCAGAGGUGCCAGUAUGAACCCGACUGCAGGGACUCGUGUGGCCUCACACCCUUCAUGGACGCCGUUCAGUGUGGACACGUCCAUGUAGCCAGGCUGCUCCUCGAAAAACACAAGGCUUGCGUGUCCGCCGAGGACUCCCUGGGGGCCCAGGCCAUCCACUGGGCAGCAGUCACUGGGCACAAUGAGGCCAUCCAGUUCCUGGUCUCUGAGCUUGGCAUCGACGUAGAUGUGCGAACAGCCUCCACCCACCUCACAGCACUUCACUACGCAGCUAAGAUUUCUUUGUUUAUUUUGGCUGCACUGGGUCUUAGUUGAGGCACAUGGGAUCUUCGUUGCAGCAUGCGGACUCCUAGUUGCGGCAUGUGUACAGGAUCUAGUUCCCCGACCAGGGAUCAAACCCAGGUCCCUCGCGUUGGGAGCAUGCCGUCCCACCCACUGGACCACCAGAGAAGUCCCCAGAAGAUUUCUUUGACUAAGACAAGGGAAUUGCAUUUUCUGGACUUUCUGAUGUGUAAAGUAUUGAAGACACACAGAAGUUUUCGCUAGAAAAGUAGCUGCUAUCUUUCAUAUGAUUGACCACCUGCCUUUACUUGUUUUUCUAGCAACAGGAAUAAAUGUUUUUCCAGUGAACUGCGCUCUCCUGCCUGUGUUCCCCCUUUGAGAACGUGGAUAUACAGUUGAGGGUGGGCUAAGAGUGUGGUCUGUGGCCACGGCGGGGUAAAAGCAAGAUUGAACCCACAGCCUUGGUUUCGGUCUCAGCACGAACUGACAGGCUAACUGGCUGGAGAGAAGGUGUACCGAUUGCUUCACAGAUGCAAAUGCCACCUGUGAUAAGAACCCCAUCCAGGGGAGGUUAGACUCUUUUCCAGUUUAUUUCUCCGCUCAACAUUUAGCAAGGAGUGUGUUUGCUUGGGAGAUUUAGAUUUGUGUAUUCUGAGUAAAUCACAAGAUUUAUGCUCCUUACACUGAGGGAAACCCAACCAUAGUGGUCAAUAAUCUGGCUACAAAGUUGAUCAUCUAUAUUCUAAUAACUAAACAUCAUCUACAUCGUUGAUGAUUUAUGCUUGAUUUCGAGAGUGAUGUGACAAGCCUUCCUUUAAAUGUGAAAAUUCAGUUUUAGCAGUUGAGUACUUUAGAAAAAGCACCUAAUGUGCAUUAGAGUUUAUGUUUAAGGCUUGCUUCUGUCGUCAAUACAGUGGUAACAAGCUUAUUUCAACACUCAGGAAGGACAUGUAAGCACAGUCCAGACGCUCUUAUCCUUGGGUGCUGACAUCAACUCCAAGGAUGAGAGACAUCGAUCAGGUACGACCUCGUUUUAUAUGUGCUUUGAAAAUUAUUAGUAACUGAAUGUAAACAAU
Molecule: messenger RNA, 2213 nt
Organism: Hippopotamus amphibius kiboko
Lineage: Eukaryota; Metazoa; Chordata; Mammalia; Artiodactyla; Hippopotamidae
Gene: ANKRD16
Product: ankyrin repeat domain 16
Exons: 6
Coding region: 277-1170 (297 amino acids)
Molecular function (GO): protein binding
Source: RefSeq, a predicted model, not a curated record